AUGAGCGACGACUGGGAUUGGGACAAUGGAGACGACGAGACAUCUUUUCGCACUCCUUGUCUAUUUUGUAAAGAGUUUAAUGACUUAGAUAAAGUGUUGGAACACUUACAAACGGCGCACCAAUUAGGGUUUCAGACGUUAUUUCAAAUCUGCGACGGGAAUCAGUACAACUAUUUCAAGUUGAUCAAUUACAUCCGAAAGCACAAAUUAUCUCCGCAAUCUGUGUUAAGUUUCGAUAAGUCUUUUUUUAAUACCGAGGAGAGUAUGAAGUACAUUAAACCGACUAUCGACAACGAUGGUUUUUUAAUGAUCGAUGCGGAGUGGUGUGACCCCGAAACUGGAAUGGCCAAUGUCGAACAUCCAAUGGAUGAGCUUGAAGAUGACGUUGUGAAAGAAAUGAUGGCAAUCAAAAAGGAGGAUGACAUGCGAAUGGAAGAAGAUGAAAAAAUAGACGACGAGAGCGAUGAUUGA
Molecule: messenger RNA, 471 nt
Organism: Entamoeba invadens IP1
Lineage: Eukaryota; Evosea; Mastigamoebida; Endamoebidae
Exons: 1
Coding region: 1-471 (156 amino acids)
Source: RefSeq, a predicted model, not a curated record